Bombus pascuorum is the source of this 5150-nucleotide messenger RNA. RefSeq names its product ataxin-2 homolog. The record is from RefSeq and is a predicted model, not a curated record. The transcript has 9 exons. Gene Ontology annotation, biological process: cytoplasmic stress granule assembly. NCBI's taxonomy places the organism in Eukaryota, Metazoa, Arthropoda, Insecta, Hymenoptera, Apidae. Gene Ontology annotation, molecular function: RNA binding. Gene Ontology annotation, cellular component: cytoplasmic stress granule. Bases 724 to 3297 code for a protein of 857 amino acids.
CAGAAUUUACAUUAAUUUCUCACUAGGUGGCGACUGUAUUUGACAGUCACCGGGAUCAGGUUGAUCAGGCGACUUGUGCUAAGUUUUAUCGUUUACCACAUGUUGAUUAAUUAAAUAGAAAUACAAUUUCGUGGCCGAAAUCAUUAUUUAGGGCUACCGUUGUUCGUUUCUUAACUCCAUCAACGCAAAAAUUCCAUAAAGGUGAUUUCCUGCGUAAAGAGAACGGAGUUACGUCACGCACUAGCAAGAUAUCGUGUGUCGAGUAGACCGUGUUCCCCCGUACCUCUCUUCGAAUACAAAGUGUUCCUGCUUUCUUUGCUUACACUCUUGUGUCUGUCAAAAUCCGAAAGUCACGCACGCGCUAGACUUUCGUGAACGAGUGUUUAGAUAACCAUUGGAGCAUAACCUAUAAACGAUUGUAAUUCGAAAACCGAUCGUGAAUGUUGGUAGUUGUUGCAGCUAAUAUUUCCUGUCAAUCAUUUUGGGGUCGAAAAAUAUUUGAAAUUGAAAUUUUAAAUAUCUAACGAGGAGUUCGUUGAAGGAGAAAAAAAUCGUUAAUACCUCCCUGCGUUGGGAUAUUCGAUCGAAAAUAUUUUUUAACGUUAAGUAGUCACCGGGAAAUUAGUCAAAAUUCCGGUCCCCACUAGGAAACGAGAAGGUCCGCAACAAACCGGCGGCAGAAUUCCACCAACCACUGGCGAAGAAUCCUCGUCGAGUGGCAAAAUGAAUAGCAAAAGAAAGAAUCGUUCAAACACAAACAGAUCACCACGUUCUCGUGGUCCACAAGAAAGAUGUGUUGCUGCUGAAGGGGUAUAUAAUAAUGCCCAUUUUAUGCAUGCCAUAACCAGUCAUGUUGGCAAUAUUGUACAGAUUCAAACAUUAAAUGGUUCAAUGUAUGAAGGUAUUUUUCGUACUUUCUCAAGCCAAUUUGAUGUUGUCUUAGAAAUGGCACAUCGUGUGGAAGGUACAGGAAAAUUCAGUGUAGAAAGUGUUGUAGAAAAAUUAAUUUUUAAACCACAAGAUAUUAUUACUAUGUCUGCCAAGGACGUUGAUUUAGAUUAUGCUAUACGUGAUUCGUUUAGAACAGACAAUGCUAUUAGUAAAUAUAAUGGUGUAGUUGGUGAGAAAGAAUUGGAACCUUGGGAUGCUCCUCCUGCUACUAUGAAUGGAGAUGACUUGAAAUUGGACGGUACAACAAAUGGAUGGGAUGCUAAUGAUAUGUUUCGCAAAAAUGAACAAAAGUAUGGUGUUCAAACAACAUAUGAACCAACUUUGGCUGCUUAUACAUUGCCGCUUCAGAGAAAAGAUACAAAAGAUUACAAAGAACAAGAACAAAAGGCUGCAGAAAUAGCAAAUGAAAUAGAGUCACAACCAAAUUACAAAGCAAGAUUAGAAUUAGAGAAUGGCGAUGAAGAAGAAAGAUUUGCAGCUGUGGUGAGACCUACUGAAGGUAAAUAUAUUCCACCUCCACUGAAGAAGAAAAAUGGAAAUAGUGCAAAGCUGAUGAGAUCUAGCGAACCACCGCCUUCGCCAGGGUCUGCAACCGCUAAUAAAAAUGUCUUUAAUCAACAAUCUCCGUCCAACGUAAACGUGAACAUUCCUCCAAAUUCGAAUCUUCCUAUUGGAAUGCAAAGUGCUCAUCCUUCGGUACAACAUCCAGUAUCAAUAAGCCUGGGACUAGUGGUUACAUAUAACAACCCUCCACCACCAUUUGUGCCUACACCAGCAACACAACCACCACCACCAGUACCUGUGAUUCAACAAUCACAACCGCAAUCUCAGGCAACAUCUGUACCACAAGUCAGUUUUUCACCGCAGCAACAACAGACCUCAUCAUCCAAAAUAAAUACAGAAAAGCGUGAACGGCCUGGCAGACAACAAGUGUAUCAAGCAGAUAAAGCACCACCAGCACCAUUCCCACAAACGAAUGUUACCACUCCUCAUCAACAACAGCAGUCAUCCCAUCAACAGCAUAGUCAAUUACAACAACAAAAUUCUGUUGAAGGACAACGAUGUGAGAUAGUUCCUCAUAAAUCAGAUCACAGAAAAGUACCAACACCACGUAGUAGAGAAGAACAACAUUCAGAAUUGAGGCAAUUUGCAUCAGAGUUCAAAUUAGCAGAAACACCAGCACAAGAUACACCACCUGUUACCAGAAAGCAACAACAACACCAACAUCAGCAAGAUACUCAUUCUUCACCUCAAAUUACUCAGACACAUCAUCAAUCAUCACAUCAGCACACAACGUCACAAUCGUCGCAACAGCAACCGCAACAACAACAACAGCAACAGCAUCCAAACCCUCCACAACAGCAGCAACAACAACAGCAAUCACAUCAAAAUCAAACUGUUCCAGAAGAAACUGUGGUCACUAGUAAACCACCACCAGGUCCAUUACCAUUGCGAUCUACAAGCCCUCCACAAUCACAACAACAACAACAAACUUCUACAAACACUCCCCCUGUAACCCAAGCCCCACAAGAAGCUACUACCGAUAAAAUAACGACGGCUUUCAAAAAAUCAACAUUAAAUCCAAAUGCUAAAGAAUUUAAUCCAAAUACUAAAGCUUUCACGCCGCGAUCUCCAAGUACACCAACACCAAGUAGACCACACACACCACAAACACCUCAAUAUACUGGAGCAACUAUGCCUACGACUGUAGUCAUGCCAGCAUAUGUAAUGACUAGCCAACCACCAACUGCGUUCAGUCAGCCACCGAAUCAACCUGUGACAAGGUUCCGGAAGGGUCAGUAUCUAGUACCAGUAAUGCAUGCGCAACAUCGUGCUCAAGAUAUAGCCUCUCAGAUGCAAGUAGUAGCGGCAACUGGACAGCCUUUAAUGGCACCAGCACCUCUACAUCCACCAUUCCAGGUGCCUUAUGCUGGUCAACCAGCAUAUCAACAGAUGGUACGCAUGGUUCAGGCACCACCACCACCGCCACAUAUGGCAACACCAUAUCAUCAUCAUGACUCACCAGGACCACAGGCUCCUGGUAUUCAGUACAUGGGUCCACAUACACACCCACACCCUCAUGUUGCUCAACAACCACCAAGUCAAACCCCUUCUCCAGCUAAUCCUAAUCCACCACACACACCAGGCACUUAUAAUCCUCCUGGUACUCCACAACCCACAUAUCCUCCACCACCUCCUCAAGGCCAUGCUCCAAGUUAUCCAAUAAUGUGUCCUAUACUUCCUCCUCAUAUACCGAUACCACCGCAGCACAUGCAAUACCUACCGCCGCAACCACCUCCAGGAGCGCAGCAAACUAUACCAGUGAUUUUGCCGCACAAUCAGUAGCUGCAAUCAGAAAUGAAUAAAAGAAAAGGGAGCUACUAGUAUUCUGCAAAGGUAGAAUAAAGUUUAUAAAUUUAAGUUACUUUCAUGAUGGCGUUAGGCACUUAAAAUGACUUUCUUGCUAGUUCUAUGCGUCGAUAUAUCUAUAAGCAAUUUUAUAAGUUUCACUUUUCUUUCUUUUCUCUAUUAAUAAUAGCAAUAUCAUUCCAAACUCAAAACAAAAACAGUAUGCGUUUUAUUUAAUUCAGAUAAUAAUCAGCCACUUUUACAAAAAAGAAAAAUUUAUAAAAUAAUAAUAACCUAAAAUGAAGUGCUGAUCAUCUUGAAAGUGACUUUGAAGUGGGUUAGUUAAUUACAGAGGACCCACAAUGACAUUUAGUCCCUCAAAUUGUAUUUAAAUCUUAAUCAUAUGAGACAGAUUUCAGUAUACAAUUUACCACGGUGUACUACUAUAUUAUUAAUUUAAAUGUUACAACAAAAAAACAAACAUAUUCUUUGAAAUUAAUUUAUAGAAAUAUAUGAAAUGUAAAAGGAUAAUUGGCCAACAAACAAUUUCAAAAUUGUAUUGGUAGGUGGUGCCUAUGCAUUAUAUUAGGAAAUGAAAGAAACGAGGGACUGUGACUAUAAAAUACUGCAAGAAAUAUUAAAAUUAAAGAAAUUUCACUUUUAAUUAUCAUAGCUCACACUACUUUGUAAACAUUCAUUAAACCAAAAUUCAACCUGUAAGGUUGAUACAGAGAGCUAUUCAAUAGUCUGGUGGUGAACGUAUCUUCGGAGAUUUGAGUACUCAAAAACGAAGUAAUUGUGAACAUCACGCGAGUAAAACUUUUUUUUACACAAAGUAAUUAUUGGUAUAAUGUAAAAAAUAGAACAUAUGACAUAUUUUUCUGCUCGCGCUUUCGUAUUUGAUAUCUUGCUGCAGUGGAUAAGAAGCACAGGAACAGGUCGAUAUAAUUCUUCAAAAUUUCAUCAAAUUGCGUUUAAUUGUACAAAAUUAAAUGACACGAUAUUGAAAUAAUUGAAGUCAACUUUCAAAUUUUGCGAUUUGUUGAUGACGGAUUUUGUUAUGAGAUGCUAAUACAUAAGAUCCUCAAGGCAAAGAAUAAAUCUAACUAGAAAAAAUGUAUAAGAGAAAAAGGAUCUGACAAGUAAUGUUUAAAACGACCCGACAGACGAUCCUGUCGUGAAAUAAAAACCACCUGCAUAUAUAAAGAGGUACAAAUGUAUUAGUUUUUGUUUAGUGAUUUAAAAUAUAAAAUUUGGAUAUCCUUUUUUUAUGCACUAACAUGUUUACAGUAACAUAUAUCGAUCUUAUAUUCGUAUUAAAAUAGAUAAAAGCCAAAGUAGAUAAAAAUAGUAGAUAUAGAUUUAAAAAUGAUACAAGGAACAUUUCAUUGAUUACAUUCAAUUUUUAAAUUAAAUUUUCUUUUUCUCAAGCUUAAUUUAGAUAAGUAUUACGUAAUCUAUGUAAUGUCUUUAUAAAUGAGCAUUACUUUUUAUUAUAGAUAACAUGAAUUAUAAAUUAAGGAAAGUAUUGAAGAAAUUUUCAAAAAGGUAACAAUAUUUUAUUGUCCACUAGAUUGAAGAAUUUAUUGCGUCGAAUAUCUAAAAUUGUUAUAACAAUUAAAUAUAUUGUGUACCUCUUGUGUAUAAACAAAUACUGUCAGAUAGUAUGGCAUUGAAAAAAACAAAUUGAAUUACGGCCUUAGACCUAGUCGUGUACAUAAAAGAAAUAAAGGCAAGGACGAUCCUUAUCUGAGAGAUAGUUGAAUGUGUGGCAUCGUUAGACACAAAUUUUAUAUGGAAGAGAUUUAAAAAAAAAAACAUCAAAAUAAACUCAAUAAGUUAAAAGCCAA